This is a messenger RNA of Erigeron canadensis, 1045 nucleotides long. Its product is annotated as flavonol sulfotransferase-like. Lineage: Eukaryota; Viridiplantae; Streptophyta; Magnoliopsida; Asterales; Asteraceae. Gene Ontology annotation, biological process: sulfation. The transcript has a single exon. The record is from RefSeq and is a predicted model, not a curated record. Bases 16 to 1008 code for a protein of 330 amino acids. Gene Ontology annotation, cellular component: cytoplasm. Gene Ontology annotation, molecular function: sulfotransferase activity.
ACACACUUGUUAGAUAUGACAGAGGAAGAUGGUGAUUACCGACUGCACGACGUGCCCCUCUUUCUAGAUAGAUACAAGGAUAGGUUCACAACUUUUCCAAAGGAGAAAGGUUGGAUGACUGAUGACCUAUACAUGUAUCAAGGCUUUUGGUUCCAAUCUGGUAACGGGCUCUCAAUUAUGACUGCCAUCGCAGCACAAGACCAGUUUAAACCUCUUCCAAGUGAUAUCUACUUGGCUACAUUGCAAAAGUGUGGCACAACAUGGCUCAAGGCUCUUGUGUUUGCCAUAGUAAACAGAAACCAUAAUUACCAAAUUAACGGAUCAGAUUCCAGUAACCCUUUACUCUUCAUUAAUCCUCACAAACUUGUGCCCGACAUCGAAAUUGAAGUCAUACGAAUGAAUCCUACUUAUGCCGAGGGUCAUUCACCCCGUCUCUUUUCUACCCAUACACCUUACACUUCACUCCCCGAGAACAUUGUUAAUUUUGGUUGUCGCAUAGUUUACAUGUGUAGAGACCCUAAAGACGUUUUAGUUUCCUUGUUUUACUUUGCAAACAAGCUAAGAGACACGUCGCGUGGUCUAAUGACAAUUGAGGAGGCAUUCGAGAUGUUCAGUAAAGGUAUCAGUCCAGGUGGACCGUAUUGGGAGCAUAUGAAAGGGUAUCGUAAGGCCAGUUUAGAAAAUCCAUCUAAGAUUUUAUUUUUGACAUACGAGAACAUGAAAUCGGAUACUGUGAAUAAUGUGAAGAAUCUUGCGGACUUCUUGGGCUACCCUUUCACUGAAGAGGAAAAGUCCCGUGGGGUGAUGGAAGAGAUUGUGAGCUUAUGCAGUUUUGAAAAGUUGAGUGCGGUCAAUAAGCAUGGUGAUUUAGUCCUUGGUAUGCCAAAUAAUGUGUUCUUUCGGGAAGGUAAAGUUGGAGACUGGACCAAUUAUCUCACACUUGAAAUGGGCCAAAUUUUGGAUCACAUUACCAACAAAGAGUUCCACGGUUUGGAUAUUUCUUUCUAAUUAAAAUGACUCUAUAAGUUUUGAUUACAUUGUAUGA